AUGGGAAAUAUUCAUAAUGAUAAUGAUGGAAGCACUGCCUCCCUAUAGGCUUGUACACCUACUUACCUAGGCACUGAUUCAUAUAUAUUAACGAUUCACUACAAGAGAUUAGCUACAAACUUGUAUAAAUCUACACCUUACAAAUUGGUACAGCAGCCAAACAAGCAUAAAUACUUUCAUGUCUCAUCAUCUUUCUCGUCCUUUAUUCCACAUCACUUUCGAUGUAUAGUGCACCUUGUUUUUCAUAACAAAGUUCCAUUGUAUCUAGUUUGUAACUAUAUUACCUAGCUCGACCACCACCAGAGAGCUUUACAACAUGUUACCUGACGAUUUAGCUAGUUCUUACUCAAGCUACAAGGCAGAUACCUCUUUGUUCACAAAUUGGCUUUUCAAAUCCGCCAUAGCUUGUGGCUAUAAGAUACCGAUAGUCACAUCUCCAAUCCAAGAUGUCUUGACACCAGUUCCAGUCUUAAAACCACAGCCCAGGCUCAAAGGGAAGGCUAGAAAGCUCGCCAAAGAAUCUAAGGAUAAACAAAAGGUUCAAGAAAGUGUACCUGUGUUGAGAGCGCCCUCAAAUAAGUACACUAUCACAACAACAGAGAUCUUGAAGCAAGCCAAUUUUGUCACUGGAAAGAUUGAGCUACCACAAACGGUUCGCAAGGUUCUUCAGAGAGCUAUCCAGGCUCGACAACGCUGUGCAAAUUGGUUCGAGUCAUCCAAUUUUGAGAACCAGUCUUCGAACAAAGGUCAUCAACAUUUCAUCGGACUUCUAAAAGACAUUCUCAGUGCUCUAGACCAGGGCCGAAAUGACAGGAGUCAUUCGAAUAGCACGUAUGUACCAAACAAGACCACAACAAAGUCCCAAGACACGGAAGCUUCUUGGAAUGAGAUAUCCAAUAGCUUUCAAAACCUUGACGUCGAAGACUGCUUGGAGGAAGACAGUGAGGUCGAAAAUGAUGAAGAAAGUCCCGAGCCCAAUACUGACACCCCGGACACUUGCGAACUAGAAGAAGAAUCCUUGGAGAUGAAGAUGAGCAUGAUGAUCUUCUAUUUCUUUGAGGAUCUUCAUCGGAUUCAAAAUUUCCUACGUGGAAUAUGGAAGAGAUACAAGGAUAAGACGCUGGAUCUCCUCAGCGCUACCUUGAUCACAAAUGCAGUGUUUGAGUUAGUUCGUCGCAGUGAACAGGAAAUUUUGAGCAAUGCACCAAAGUUAUUCUCAAAGAAACGAUCAUAUGACACCAUUGCAGCUGUCAUCUUCUACGCAAACGGACUCAACACAGGGAAAGACCCCACACAGAAAAUGGAGUCGAAGGAAUGGUUACGGCCUACACCAUUUGACGACUUCAUAUAUCUAUCCACUGCUCGUAUCUUGAUGAAAUACGAUAAGCUUUAUAAGAUAGGCCCGGUUUAUCCCAUUCCUACACUUCCGUUACGGUCAGCCUACAUCUCAUGCCCGGAGAUUCUGGGAACUCCUUACAUGGACAAGAAGGAAAAGGAGGAUGUCUUACUCUCACAACUCAUCAUGGAUCUUGACUUGCUCGACGAAUAUAACAAAUUCACGAAAAAUGAGGAAUAUCAAGCUCCGGCACAAUAUGCACCUCCAGCCGCAGAUGCUUUGACUUCCGGCUUGUUGAAAUUAAAAGACGAAGGAAACAUCAGCGUCACUGUUGUAUUUGCCUCGCAAAUAUUCCUCGAUUUGAACCAGAUACUUGGCGAUAACAUCCGAGAAGGACGCGAAGAUUGGGAGAGAUUGGUUUCGAAACGUCAACGUAGUCUAGAUUCCUGUCUCUAUCUUCCAAAGGAUACUGCUAGUGGUCACACGUGGAGUCCUAACGAUAUACACACGAUUAAGAAGAUACGGCGCUUCCUACAGUUCUGCUCAGGGCCAGAUUGGGGCAAAGUUUAUGAUAACGAGUCCACUUCUACAACAGGCUCGUUCAAUCGCUUGGAUCAAGAAUCAAGUAGCGCUUCUGUCCUCCAACCAAUAGCGAGCAAAAACACAUACUGCACGGAACAAGGAAACCUACCAGGAGUACAGUUCUCAAAAGAUCUAGUGCUAACCAACACCUAUACUCGGUUUCCAGAGUGGGGCAUCCUUUGGGAUGGCAGGUUAGCCUAUGAUUGGAGCGAAAAAUGGUUGGUACGCAUUGGCGCAGUUACGAAAGCUGGUAACACCGAGACAUGCAAUCAGCAACUCAUUGAAGGUAUCAGGCAGCUCGAUAUUCGAUUGAUAAAGCCUCCUAGUGACCCAAUUUUUUUUUAUAUACACAAUCCUAUUUUUUGUGGGAUGGUUGCUCUCAGAUUAUUGACGAGCUACGACGAGGCCGGUCUUGCCCAUUCUGACUAUCACCUUGUCAUGACCUUCGCGGCACAUCUGUACGAGGAAUGUGUAAGAACCAACUUUAUUCAAAAAAGAUGGCCAGCACUGGAAACAAUGAUAAAGCUACACAGGAAGGAAGUUUUUGAUGGAAUCGUGCCAAAGUCCGCAGACGAGGCGUACAAUAUAUUCUCCAAACACUUUUUCCUCUCCAAGGUUUCAGAUCGAGAAUAUACCAGAACAAGACGUUCACCGAAUAUGACCAUGCAAAAACUGUCCAGAAAUACUCUCAGUCUGGCUAUCCGUCCAUUUCUGGAGCACCAAGCCACUUUCGAUGAAGCCACCAAUAAUCUCCAGAAUCUAGUCCAAGAUCUUCCGGCCGCAGCAAUGAGGAAAGAUAAAAAUCGACGUGCAAAACGACAACUCACUUCAUUACAAUUCCUUCGUGUUUUGGAAGACUUUCUGCCCGAUGAGAUGCCAAAAAUUCAAUUCGAUUACAUCUCGUUGACGAUCCCUUGUUAUCGUCUAUUGGAGAAAAUUCGAUUGGGAAUCGAUCCCACUGGAAAACAAAAUCCAAAGCGGAAAUUGUCCAGUGGAAUUGAACCGGCGUAUUUGUAUAUGACUUUGGAUAUACUAUCUAAAGGGAGGACUGGAGGCGAAAACCCAUUGUUGAAAAUUGCAGCGGGGGUGUUGGACAAGUUUUUGGAAGAGGAAAUUUUGAAAUAA
Botrytis sinoallii is the source of this 3043-nucleotide messenger RNA. RefSeq lists its product as uncharacterized. The transcript has 3 exons. The coding region runs from base 317 to 3043 and encodes 908 amino acids. The record is from RefSeq and is a predicted model, not a curated record. NCBI's taxonomy places the organism in Eukaryota, Fungi, Ascomycota, Leotiomycetes, Helotiales, Sclerotiniaceae.